Messenger RNA from Emiliania huxleyi CCMP1516, 1183 nucleotides. RefSeq lists its product as hypothetical. The record is from RefSeq and is a predicted model, not a curated record. Bases 31 to 957 code for a protein of 308 amino acids. The transcript is spliced from 2 exons. Lineage: Eukaryota; Haptophyta; Isochrysidales; Noelaerhabdaceae.
CUUGUGAGGCUAGGAGUCCUACUUAGCCACAUGCUGGUCGAGUCCUGCCGAAGCCUCGUCCUAUCCCUCGCGUCUCUCGCGGUGCUGCCCUCUCGCGCCAUGCCUGCUGAUCUCCUCGGCGAUGCUGAUCUCCUCGGCGACAUCGGGUCUGGCAUUGAUCUGGCAGCGAUGGCGGCGUUCGAGUGCUCGUGCGAUUGGACAGAGCGGUUUCCUUACACUAACUGCUGGUUUGACGACGGCACCGAGUGCUUCAGCUACUGCUGUGCGCCGUCUCCUUCUCCUUCUGCGCCUCCGACACCUCCAAGCUACCCGCCUCCGCUUGCCCCUCCAUCCGCCCCGCCGCUGCCCACGUGUGAGAGAUGCGACGCGGGGACCGAGUGUGGCUACUGCCUCAUGCUCACCAGCCGCUGCUACAUCUCCGAGGCCUGGACGUGGCGCGAUACGUGCAGCAACGCGACCGCGGCGGGAGAGCUCUGCUACGGGGAUGACAGCUGCGGCACCGACAGCGAUGUGAACACUUGCCUCUUGGCCCCGCUCGGAGUCGUCGCGACGUACACGCGGGUCGAUUGCACGUGGGCUCCGCCGUCGCCUCCGUCGCCGUCCCUCCCGCCGCGUCCGCCAGCGGGGCCGGGGGAGUCGGCCUAUCUCCCGGCGCCGCCAUCGCCCGCCACGCCCUCCAACGGAGUCCUGGGUCAGGGGGCGGCGGAUGACGGAGACAGCGGCUUCUUCGGCCCGAUCUCGCUCGCGUGGUCCAUCGUCAUCUUGGUGUGGGCGGUCCUCACGCCCGUGCUCCUCUGUAUCCUGUGCUACUACGCACGGCUCAAGGGGUGGUGGUGCUUCGCAGGCCGUGCGGCCACUGAGCCGCCGCCAAGCACUAACCUCGGCUUUGGAGGCACCCUCGUGAUCGAGGAUGGGCCGGCGCCCGGAGGAAAGAUGCCGAUGCGCACAUCGGCGUGAGCAAGCGUUCGGUGCAGCGAACAGCGCUAUAUCGCGGCAAGAGCCGUAAGUCCAUAGGAGCGAGAGGAGAGAGGGGGUGUGCCUCCGCCGUGUACAAACAAAUCGGGAGAGGGAGGUCUGAGCUGUACCCUAGACCUCUGUGUACUUGUGCCUCCUAUAUACCUCUUUGUGGAGAGCUCGAGUGACACAGUGACAGUCUCUCAUGGUCAUGCCCGCGGCUACAAAU